AGUAAAAUAAGCCCCAACAGAAGUUUUUCCCCCAACCACGACUUUAUUUACCACUUUUUAAACCACCUGCUCGUGAGUGGACCGUUUAGACGCACUGCCUACGGCAUGAAUCGCACUCAUGCGCACCUGAGCGCCUUGGGUGGAUCGCACACCCUCAGCCCGUGGAACGUAACGGGUGCCAUUCGCGUAUUUUGACAGCAGCGCCGCAGUAUUCGUGCGUGUUGUGCAGUUGCUGGCGUUUCGCUUGCCUGAAUUGAACGCUCGUCUGUCUGUGGUUUGUCUGGCCAUGGUCGGUUUCGGUGCUUGUUCUUUGUCCCAAAUACACAGCGCUCAGCGACUAGAAUCGACUGUCAAAAUCUCGUGAAAUCACAGCAAAUCGAAUCGAGUGUUUCGUGUGUCGCAUAAUUGCCACAGCUGGCGUGAGUUUGCCCGCAAACCGAGGGAAUUGUCAAGGCGCCCCACGACGGUCUCGCUGCUGGGUCGCGCUGAUUGCACUCCAUUGGAGUUGAAGUGAAAGGUGUGCCCUGUGUAAUCUGAAAUCGAAAUGUCAACUUGCAGUUCGUGAGACGUGAAUGUGUUUACCCAAUCAGCGCUGCGACGCACGGCGGCGGUCGUGUGGCGAUCAGCUAAGAAAUUUCGGGUUGCGCGGCUUCGUGUGUGAAGUCGCCAAAGGCCUUGGAUCCCAGAUUGAAGUGCGAGAUUGCGACGACGACGUCGAACUAGCCCACGAGUGGGUAGCCCCAGCCGCGGACGUCGCGGAGGCUGGCAAGGAAAAGUGGGAAAGUGCACUGUGUAAAUCGACGAGGGUCGCAUUCCCCUUGCAAAUUCCCGAGUGGCUAAUCAAGAUAAUAUCGACAACUCUUAAGCCCUGACAACAACACGAACCAAGAACAGGAGUGAGCAACGGGUGACCUUGUUGGCGUCGUAGCUUCUGCGGCCACCGCUGCUAAAGACACUGCCAUGAGUGGCAAUUCGUUUUCGCCCUCGAGUGUAGUAAGCACUUCACCGUUCCAGUUUUCAAAUGUUUAGAUAGAUUACACUGGCAGCCGGAAUGACAUCAGUGCGGAGUUAGAACGAGGUCAAAGUGAGCCUCGUUUCGUAAACUUUACUCUUUGUAAAAAUGGGAACGACUUCAAAUCCCAAAACGUAUGUGGAUAAUUUAAGACCUGCUUUCUUCACAUUCUUCUGUGUUCGAUGCCACAAGAGAGAUGCGUCCGCCGAUUACAACAACCAAAAAUGAUGGCGCCCAGCCGUCACACCGGAAAAUCCAGUGCAACCAAAAAGAAGUACUUGCAGAACAUCCUAGAUCUCGAUCGUCAAAAUCGCAAGAUACAUCACAUUUACAUCACGUUGUGACUCCAAAUUCUACGGAUUAUAUCAAUUUUGAUUUCGGUGUACUAUCGAAUCAGCAACCGAGUAAUGGGUUGACACUGAAGGAUUGCAGUUUGCGUCAUGAACAACAAACGAUUGGUGAUAAAUUUGAAAUUUCCUCUCGAAUAACUCCAACCUUGAAUGAUGUUGGUGCCCCAAAUUUCCACCAGGGCAAAAACACCAACUCGGCAGCCAUGCGAAUCACUGACUCUGAAGUUGCAAGGAACACUGGAAGCGAAGCUUCCAAAAAUCUUUUUAUCAACAAAAAUUUCGAUAGGACAACAAAUGUCUUACCACUAUCGGAAACUGAACCCCUUUUAACAAAUAUCGAAGCGACGGUGGCUGAUCCGAAGCGUUCUAUAUGCCUGAACAAAAACAGUGCCUCGUUAGUUUUUACAAAGAAAGAUCCUAAUCAAGUGGGUGUUAGUGCGGGAUUUGAUAGUAAUAAUGGUGACAGUACAAGUUCUAGACAGCACUCAAGUAAUGGGCCCCGGCGAUGGAAUAGCGCGAAUCUGGGUCAAAAUCGUCGCUUAUUAGAGUCGGCACGAUAUAGUAACAGUGGUAGGACAGUUCUUCAACAUAGGCGAAGUCUUCAGUUGAACUAUCCAAUUAGUUCUAGUAAGGACAUUCGAAACACUGGAAAUUUCAGUGGUUCAGGACAGCUAUCAAGUGAUAAUAGAAAACAGCAUUCGUAUUCUUGGUAUGCGCCCGUAUAUACAGCUUUAGAGGAGGAAUUUGAAGCUGAUUCACGGGAUUCAUCGCCAAUACAUACUCUAGCCAAUGCAGCCGAAAAUACAUCGAUGAAUGAAAAACUUCCGCUUUUAACAUCGCCAACCUCUGAAAAUACUUUACAGCCAAAUGUUCACCAAAAACGAAUAGCAAGAACACCUUCAGAUGGUCAACACCAACAUCCAAACCUCCUACGAGGUAUCGGAACCAAUGAGCAUGACUACCAGCAUCAGAAUAGUACGAACAGCAACCAUUCAAUAUCAUCGCUUUCCGGAUCGGUACCAAAAAGAAAACGGUUUGAGAAUUUUUUAAAAUCUCUGGUGGGGCGAAAAUCAUCAAAAGAAUCAAAUCCGGCACCUCUACUACCCUCGCCGGAAAUAAAAAUAAUACCAAGCCCCUCGGAAAGCAGUUUAUUAAGCAAUAAUGACAAAUCUGCUAUCGAUCGAAUCGGUACCAGUAACUCUUCACUAAAUGUAGUACAACAAAAGCUUUGGAAUGUAGUACCACUGUUGAAACGCGAAGGUAGCUCAUCAAGUUUAAAGCAGGAAAAAGUUGAUUCAAUAGUGCAAUACUCGGGCCUAAGAAAGUGUGAGACAGUUGUGGCGCUCUCCCAAUUUAGCUGUCUAGAACCUAUUAAACCACUCAAUCGUUUAAGAAACAAUACACCCAACUCGAAUGCUACAUGCUCCCGAUGUUCCAGUUUUCUAUCUUUGGCGGCAUCUGGAUCACGAUAUUCUUUAAAUCCCAGCAAUAAUAGCUUCAUUACCGUAACCGUAGCAAACCUAAGUGCCAAUGAAAAUGCAUCUAUACCGAACGCGGUAGCUGAUGCAUUAUUUUUAUGUAAAUUGUGCCUUGCUGAAGUUUUAGUGAGUGCAGCAACAAAAAUUGAACAAUGCGGUUGUAUCUUUUGCACUGAGUGCAUGAAGGCAUACGUUGAAUUUGAAAUAUCGGAAGGUGCCUACGAAAUAUCCUGCCCGGAUGCGCAAUGCACAUCACAGGGGAUUAUUUCAUUAGAAGAGAUUAAAUCAUUGGCAACAGCAAGUUCCUUGUUGAAAUUUGAGAGAUAUCGAUUGAAUCAUGAAAUUGAAUUGGAUAAAACACGUACAUGGUGUCCACGUGCUGGUUGUGAAACAAUUUGCGUGGUGGGGAACGCACCUCAGACACCAUCCUCAUCCGAUGCUGUGAAUACAAUUACUGAGGUUUUGUGCGCUGUUCGAUGUCCAACAUGUAAUGAGGAGUUUUGUUCAGGCUGUAAAAAACCUUUCCAUCCCAGUGCCACGUGCGAAGAGAAUGCACGUCGACUGGCCGCCGAGGGAUUGGAUGAUGGAAUUGGCAUUCCAUUUGAUAAUGAUCUGAUAAAGAGUUGUCCAAUGUGUGCAGUGCCCAUUGAAAAGGAUGAAGGCUGUGCUCAAAUGAUGUGCAAGAGAUGUAAACAUGUAUUUUGUUGGUAUUGUCUCGCCAGUUUGGAUGACGAUUUUCUUCUUCGCCACUACGACAAGGGACCUUGCAAGAAUAAAUUAGGACAUUCACGCGCUUCGGUAGUGUGGCAUCGAGCCCAAGUAAUCGGAAUAUUUGCUGGUUUCGGUAUUCUGCUGUUGGUUGCCUCUCCCCUGCUCCUCCUAGCCGCCCCGUGCAUAAUCUGCUGCAAAUGUCGAAUAUGCAGCGGUGCAACCAAACUAGACGACGGAGGCACGGAUUUUGAGGAGACUGUCGCUGCUCGGCCAAGGUAGAGAAGAAUUUAGUUACUAUGCUCCUUCUAGGCGGAUUGUUACAAGAUACAAGUUGGCUUCUUAGCAGCAGUUUCGAAUAGACACAUACGUACUGAGUACCAAGCAAAACUAAGUGCCAGGAAAAUGAUUUCCUUUUAACAUUAUUAGUAGAUUAUUUUCUUUCAAGUUGAAAUGUUGAAGUUCUGGCCUACAAAAAUGCUUCGUAAAUAAGUUGAUUUUAUGAUAUCGGAGAUUGAAAAUUUAAUCUGUAUUAUGUAAUUCUAAUCAACGAAAAAUAUCGCAGCUAAUUGCACGUAUUUAGAUAUUAUAUAGCCUAGCGAGCAUUUAACGAUAAGCAUAAGUUAUACAAAUUUUAUGCUACAUGUACUUAUAUUCUUCUUCCAAAAUUUCCAAGUUCACAUAUACAGUUUUUCACAGUUUGUCAAUAUAUCGCGUAGUCGUUUGACGUGGAAGUUCGUUAGCUUGAAAUCUGGGAACAGAUUAACGUGUAACCACUAUUGCACAAUGCCUUGCACCAUCAGUAUCACAAUGCGCUCGAUACAAUUUCUUUGUUAUUGAAUACAUAUUUAUCGGUAGAAGAGAGAAUGGCAAUUAACCUAUAUCUAGGUUUGUUUGAAAGGCAUUUCCGGCGAGUUGGUUGGGAUUAUUUACGAAUUCGCUAUUUUUAUUGAAAAAAUAUCAAAUGGUAACAAAGAUACAAAGAUAUGGCCAAUUAGUGUACAAAAAGUUUAAUUUUGUUUCAAUGGAGAAACGUUUUAUUAUCAUAUUAUGUGCAAAAUAGAUAUAAAAUCGUACAUAUCAUCGCUUUAAAUGAAAACACCACCAACGCAAGGAUUUUGCAAUAAAAAUGAUAUUUUCUGUUGGAGAUGAUCAUAAACUCUCGAUUAGUAUUUUAGAGUGACAUAGUCGACCGCUAUUCUUGAUUUCUAAUCACUUUCUGCUGACAAAUGAGUACAAUUAAACCCAAAUGAAAGGUUAGGCCAACUGUGUGCAUGAAAUGGGGACUGCAAACGAACAAAGAACGUAAAAGUCAUUCCUUUAUCUGAAGCAGUGACGCAAAUUUGAGUGGAAAGUGUUGAGAGCGCUCCUCACACGAAUUCUUAAGUGGUUGAUAAUGGUAUGCACAGACACACAAGCGUCAUAAAUUUAAUAUCCUAGAAUAUGACUGGAGAAUGUACAUAAGCGGAGGAGAGGUCGGUUGUAAGUUAAAUUGUAGGAUCUAGCGUGUAAGCGAGAAUCAUACUGAGGAGAGUAUGUGUAAGGACUAUAUUACUGCAAUGUAUAAAGUUCGAAGUAGAAGUACAGUUCUAAGGUUAUUUUCUAACGAUUCUUAUCCAAAUACUAUUUUUCUCCAUAUAUGUAUAUUAUGAUAGGACACGACACAUUUAUAUACGUUAUGUGUUAACUGAAUUGUGAUAUUUACAGUGAUUCGAUUUCAGAAUAUAGAUUAAAGUGAAUGAAAAUACAAUGCAAAUACAAAUAUAAUUUCCACCUGAUUGACUUUGAAUAUAAUUUGUCACCUAAACGUGCAAACAUCUUUGAAAUUAGACCUGAAUGAUUUGCGUUAAAGAUUGUUUAACUUGGUUUGUUUACUCGUUUGAAGUGUUCUCAAUCAAUUUCACAUAUAGAUAAUGGUAACAAUGUUCAUAUGAAAUGUUGUUAGUCGAUUUAAAUAAUUAAUAAUGUAAUACAGUAUCUAUAAAAUAAUAUAUGCAUACAAUUUAAUAAUCAAAUAUUUAAUUGUUUGUGGAAUUCUUCCGUUCGUUUUAUUCAAUAAAGAUGUUACAGAGUGAGUUUAUUUGAAGCUUUGAGAAA
Hermetia illucens (black soldier fly) is the source of this 5645-nucleotide messenger RNA. RefSeq lists its product as uncharacterized. Gene Ontology annotation, molecular function: ubiquitin protein ligase activity; ubiquitin conjugating enzyme binding; zinc ion binding. Gene Ontology annotation, biological process: positive regulation of proteasomal ubiquitin-dependent protein catabolic process; ubiquitin-dependent protein catabolic process; protein polyubiquitination. Lineage: Eukaryota; Metazoa; Arthropoda; Insecta; Diptera; Stratiomyidae. The record is from RefSeq and is a predicted model, not a curated record. The transcript is spliced from 8 exons. Gene Ontology annotation, cellular component: ubiquitin ligase complex; cytoplasm. Bases 1209 to 3830 code for a protein of 873 amino acids.